Molecule: messenger RNA, 4270 nt
Organism: Suillus clintonianus
Lineage: Eukaryota; Fungi; Basidiomycota; Agaricomycetes; Boletales; Suillaceae
Exons: 18
Coding region: 167-4042 (1291 amino acids)
Biological process (GO): regulation of transcription by RNA polymerase II
Cellular component (GO): Rpd3S complex
Source: RefSeq, a predicted model, not a curated record
CGUUGAUGUCGUCGUCCCACAUCUCGCUUGCCACCAUUGUCACAGCACCCUCUGCGAGUGCUGCGACCAUCGCCCCUCAUUACCUUAACUGCUCCUUGCGAAUACACUUUCAGAGGCGGAAUCAGUGACGGGCUCCUGUAACCCGCCUUCUCUUUACUUUUCAACCAUGACUUCCAUGGCGGACCUUCCGGUGUACAUGUUACCAGGAGUACCGGUGGUGCAACCGCCUCAUCUCGAGGGUCUUUCAGAUCCGUCUCUUUCAACUGAAAUUUUACCAGGUCCACCUUCCCUGCUGUCUGUUCAGCAGGCUGCGCACAAGCGCGACCCAAAGAAACCAGGAGCUUUUGUGUCAUAUCUGCCAGCAUCUGAUCCGGGCUCCACCUACUCUGGAUUAAUGGCUUCCACCUUCAGUGGUACAGAUGCUGAAGGGCAACGGCGCAAACGUGCUAGGGUCGACAAAGGAACCGCAAACGGAAGGGCUCAGCGUGCAUCUGCUCGCAACUUGAACAGCAGUGCCAUCCCACCCUCGGAUCUCAUCGUCCCUGAGGCAUCUUCUCGCCAGCCCAGUAUACCCCCGCUCCCAGACUCCGACCCUUUUCCGAUACACCAUGACUUUGACGACCUUUCUAUUUCUCGAGCAACCUCUGCUCCUGCUCCUGAUGAACCCUUGUCGCACCAACCACCUCCUCCAGUGGUAUCAAAUGGGAGAGGAAGACCGAGAAAAGACAAAGGGAAAGGGAAGGACACUGAGAAGCACUCUGUAAAGAUCAAGGAGGAACCGAUGACGACGUUCUCGCUCUCCCCUGACCCUUCACUUCCACUGUUGAACGAAGAUCACUGCUCAUCCUGCCGGUCGCUGGGAGCUCUGGUGUAUUGUGAUGGGUGCCCACGAGCGUUUCAUCUCUGGUGCUUAGACCCACCAAUGGAAACCGUAGAAGGAGAGAGAUGGUUUUGUCCUAGCUGCACGAUUCGGAAGCAUCCACCCCUCAAACCUCCUCCUUCCUUCAUGUCGCCCCUCAUUCAUCAAGCACAGACAAACAUUCCGAAAGAAUUCCAACUCCCAGAUGAUGUUAGAAACUUUUUUAAGGAUGUUGCAACUGGUUCCAAUGGGUGCUACAUUGAUAACUCAGAGGUCAAACAACCUCGCCUGAAUCGCCAUGGUCAGCUCGAGGAACGUGAACCUUACCGCCUUAAGGACAAAAACGGUGUUCCUGUGCUUUGCUUCCGUUGCGGAACAUCAACCCUUCCCAGUGUUGUUGAUGUAUCUGCUCCACCAGCAAAGCGUCCCAGGAGGUCAACCUCGUCCUCCCAAAGUGCCACUCCCGAGGUUUGGAGAAGCAUGGUAUCUUGCGAUCACUGCCCUCUCCACUGGCAUUUAGAUUGUCUCGACCCGCCUCUCGUGGCUAUGCCUCUGUUCAAUAAGAAGUGGAUGUGUCCCAACCAUGCAGAUCACGCUUUGCAACCCAAGCGUCGCGUUCCUAAACAAAACCCACCUAUGAUAGACAUCACAAAACCACGUCAGUUUAAUAAUGGCAACAUCGACAUCGUGCACCCACAAGGCACUUCGAUAGCAGAGAAGUUAAUCCUUGAUGAAAUCCUUAUCAAUGGCCGAAGAUAUAGGGUACCGGAGAAGGUGAUCAUGCUUGAUUUCUGGAAUAAGAUAAGUCAAGAUCAACAUCCUGAUCAAAGGCCACCGGUGUCCGCGAUGUCUUCGCCACUCACGUCCCUGAGCUCUUUGGAUGAUUUUGAUGAAAACAUUGGCACAUUACCGGAAGGUCCUCUUAUCUCGCGAGAUGAGUUGCAUGCUGCGCAGGCACUGUGCAAUUUCCAGCGAAUGCUGAGCAUACAGACAGAACAGAGGCAUGCUCCUAACGGCAUCAUAAGAAAGCUCGUCGACUCCAGUACACAAACGGCAGCAGAACUACCACCCACGAUACCUUUACCCCCGCAGGUGGAGGUAUUGAGAGCAUCUACCAACAAGCGCAAAGCACCUACGAGGUCCACUCUCCCUGCGACAGGGAAUGGUUCUACUGCCAAGUCAUCAGCACAAGCUCCUCCUGAACAGUCGGCUCCGGUGCGGCCCAAGAGGGCGCGAACUACUGUGAAACAGGAGGCGGAGGAAGUCACUUUACGUCUGCCUGAUAACCCCGAGAAACAAGCAGAGGCUUCCACGAGGACUACUCGCCAACGCCGGAAGGCCAGACCAUCAGAAACAACGAAGGAUGAGGGUGCAUUCGUGGCAAGCGUCCAGGCCUCUGCGCCGGCAUCUAGUUCCAUGAUCCGAUCUGUUGGCCCUGAAGCCUCUGACUUGAGUAGUGCUUCGGUAUUGCCCGCCUCCAAUCCUCCCAAAGUCAACACACCUAUCACUCCUAAGGCCUCAGUCACAAUCACCCAGUCUUCCCAGUCUGCUACUCCGACGUUGAAGAUACGAUUACCGCGACUGAGUGCUGUCAGCGCUGCAGUACAUUCGAAUCCACCCGUGACGGCACCUGCAUACACUGCAGCAAGCUCCAAGGAACCUCGCCCGAAGCGCCCGUUACGACGACAGACUUCUGACACUGCUACAGUCUCUUUGAGCGGCACAUCUUCGUCUGCAACUGAUGGUGGUGACGACUUUGAUCCAAGCAAACACAGUAAGUGCUGGUCUGGCUUUUUGUCUGUCUCGAUAAUGUCUCCACCAGUUGUUCAAUACGUUGUCCCCAAGCGACCCACUGUACUUGCAGGUCGUGAGUUUGUUGAUCUUCCUGGUUACGACCUAUGGCUGCACUUUGUGGACAACGUCCAUGCGUUCGAUGGGUCCAUUGACGUCAAACGUUUCCACGACGCUCUGGCAAGCACUUUGCAAAUGUACCCUCAUGCCGCGGGGAAACUGUGCACAACCGGAAGUCGUUGGUUUAUCCAGCUGACAAAUUCCGGACUGCCCGUUGAGGCCGAGGAUCGCAGUGAAGAGUUAUCUGCCUCUAUCAUUCAAGGAGACUGGGUUGUUCAAGACGACCUUUCUUCAUUGCUUAGCCAACCACCGCCAGAUGCUAGCGUCGUUAAUGGUAGUGCCGCUCUGGUUCGUUUCAAGAUAACAACGUUCAAGGAUAGGACAUGUCUUGCGGUAUCUUGGCACCACACUCUCGGAGAUGCGGUGGCGCUUUGUCGGUUCAUGCAAACAUUGUCCCUAUUCUACCAAAGGGUCGAGCCAGUUUUUGCUCCACCAACUUUCGACAAACACCAGUACCGAACCCCAGAGCCAUCUACGUCCUCGGACUUCCUUCCACUGAUGCCUCAUUUGUGGGUUUCUUACCCUUUCAAUGAGCUCGAGGCCAAAUAUGCCGAGGCCUGCGAAGAUUUGGGAAAUCUAAGAUGGAGAUUUCAUGAACAUCAUAUUCAUGCACUCCACUCCAUGCUCAGUGCCAAUGAGGAGGGCUAUUUUUCGUGGCAAGAUUGCCUCACAGCGUAUAUUGUCACUCUCUUGAAUCGUUCUAUGGCUAGGCCCGUUCGCAUGGUCACGAAUGUCGCUAAUUUUCGGCGUGUCGAAGCUCACUACAUCGCAAGUAAUGUCGCAGGAAACGCUAUCCAGAAUAUCCCGACCGGGACCCUGCCAUCUCAUAUGCGAGGUAUCGCCACUGCUGUGCGGGAAUCGAUCGAUCGGUGCCGUGAUGAAAUAUUUCUCGAGGAUUGGAUGAGCGUGGCAAGUGAUCUCAUGCUAACGGCUGCCAAUUCUGGGAAAUCUUUCUUCUUUGCUUCGCGCCCUGGCGUGAUGACCAUCAAUUCUAAUGUCGCGAUCGACUGGUGUGACGCUCACUUCGGUUUUCCUGAUUCUUCCAGUUUUUUCACAACUGGAUGUACGAGGUUCUAUUUUCGACCCUUCAAAUCGAACCCUACGCUCUGCAAUGGCACUUGGCGGCCCCGAAAAGGCUCCGUAGACAUCUCUAUGGGCGUUCCGACAGUAUUGAAGGCUAAACUUUUAGACCGCCUAGCGUUGGAUUUUGAGACUAUCCUUUAUCCGUCACUGUUGGACACCCGGGCCGAGCUUGAUGCCCACUGGGAGUGACGCCAUGAAUUAUUUAUGGGCCACCAUAUUCUUGCGCGUUGUAUAUAAUCCUUGUUCAUCCCAGUCCCUACAGUCUGGACUCUGCGUAUACAUACUUCCCGGAAGAGAUCUUUUGAUCGGAUUUGUAUUUCGAUAUUAUUGUUUCCAUAGUCUGUUCCGAUAUACCUGAUCGAUGAUCCAUUAGCAUUAGUUCCUCGUUCAUUCUGCCUAUAUUUGUCCAACACUCGA